Molecule: messenger RNA, 1437 nt
Organism: Colias croceus (clouded yellow)
Lineage: Eukaryota; Metazoa; Arthropoda; Insecta; Lepidoptera; Pieridae
Product: solute carrier family 25 member 44
Exons: 8
Coding region: 386-1426 (346 amino acids)
Biological process (GO): branched-chain amino acid catabolic process
Cellular component (GO): mitochondrion
Molecular function (GO): branched-chain amino acid transmembrane transporter activity
Source: RefSeq, a predicted model, not a curated record
UGACACCUCAAAUCCUAAACCUGAAGGACUAUUUUUCACAUUGAAAACUCUUGAAUUGUGUAAAUUAUUACAUAAAUCGUUUUCAGUGUUAAUCAAAGUUGUGAUGUGCUGUUACUGAGAAUGUUCUUGAACCGUAACGUUAGAUCUAAGAACACUGCCUAGAAAAACAUGGAAGAGCCAGACACGAAAUCGGCAAAAUAUAUAAAUCAAAAAAUAUCAUAAAACACUUGUAAUAUAGAUCUAGUCGAAUUGUUAUUUUAAAUUAUUUAUUUAUGAAUAUUGAUAAUCAAAUAAAUAUAAUUAAUAUAUGAUUCCAAUUGUUUUUAAAACAAUGUAUUUUUAAUAUUAGUGUUUGAGUUACCAAAGUAUAAAAUACGUUAGGUAGAUGUUGUUAAGUAUAUGUGAUUUUUGGAAUAAUAAGGACAAAGACGGAAGCAAUAUGGCCGCCACGAUGGUUGAGACUCCCCCGCCUCAGCUGAUAACGAAUAUAGAAUGGGGGAUGAUGGAUAAAAGUAAAUUCUUUCCGCUGUACACGUUGAGUAGUUUUACUGUACGCUGUGCACUCUACCCACUGACGCUUAUAAAAACACAGAUACAAGUACAAAGGAAGAAAGAGGCGUAUAAAGGUGUAUCAGACGCGAUAUCUAAGAUAUAUAAGAAUGAGGGUGUGGCUGGGCUCUAUAGGGGCUUCUGGCUGUCCAGUUUUCAGAUAAUUUCUGGCGUGUUCUACAUUUCGACGUAUGAAGGAGUGAGGCACGAACUUGGCAACUACGAUAUUAACGCUAGAAUGAAGUCGUUCAUAGCGGGCGGCUGUGCGUCGCUCGUCGGUCAGACGGUUAUUGUACCCUUCGAUGUGCUGAGUCAGCAUCUAAUGGUUUUGGGUCUGGUUAAGGGCUCGCCGGGUGGCAUGAAGAAUUCGAAAGUGAACCCACUCGGCUUAAACCUAGAACAGCGCAUGUCCAAAUCGGCCCUAGCCCGCGAGGUAGCGAUCCGUGUGUACCGCCUGCACGGGCCGCUGGGAUACUACCGCGGUUACGCGGCUUCGCUCGCCGCGUACGUGCCCAACUCGGCGCUGUGGUGGGCGUUGUAUACCGCGUACCAAGAUGAACUGAUCAAAAUAAGUCCAGUCUGGGUGUCCCACCUCUUGAUACAGUGCGUGGCCGGUACACUCGGUGGGUUCACAACCACUAUAUUGACGAAUCCCUUGGACAUAGUACGGGCUAGGCUACAGGUUGAAGGCGUUGGCUCAAUGCGGCAAGUGUUCAACGAACUUUGGAAAGAAGAAGGCAUAUUCGGUCUAUACAUGAAGGGUCUGUCGGCAAGACUAGUGCAGUCCGCCUGCUUCUCCUUCUCCAUCAUACUGGGAUAUGAGACGAUAAAACGGGUGUCUGUUAGUGACGAGUAUAGGCCUAGAGUGCGUUGGUGAAUAAAUGAUAU